AUGAGUUGUGCAGGAAUUAUUGAAAUGGAUUUGCGGAACUUGGCAAAUGAAGUGAAAAAGAAAGCUCCAGAGAUUCGCAAAGCCGCAGAAAGUGGAAUUGAGACGCUUCUUGUGCUGUCAAAGAAAUAUGCAAACAAGCCGAAAAAGAUGCGCAGCACAGAUUAUGUAACGCCAUUUAUCGAAUGUCUGAACAAUGAAAAAGUGAGUCCUAAAGCUUAUGACAUUGCUGUGAAUGGGUUGAACCAUGUGUUGGCUUACAACCUUGCUUCGGAUGCUACUGCCUCUACGAUUGUUGAUAUUCUGAAUGACCGUUUGAGCACCGAGGAGUCAUCCGCUCUGGGUCUUCGGAUCCUUCAAAUCUUUCCGAUUAUCGUGGAGAACACGUCCUUCAUUAUCCCUGAGCGCAAGCUCCAAAGUGUUCUCUGCCACAUGGCUACAAUUCUCUGCUCGGAGGACGCUUCAUCGCAGGCCUUUCAGCUCUCGCUUUCCUCCUUCCAGCAAUUGGUCCAAGCGCUGGGCAACAAGGCCGCCGCCUUCAGCGAAGCCAACGUGAAGAAAACCUCCAGCAAGGUGAACGAUUCGCUUCGCGAGAGGCCUCCCAAGUCGCUGGGCGAUGACGUUUACUGCUGCGCCUACUGGAGCGUGCUUCAGGACCUCGCAGCGCGCGUCAUGGACCAGAACGCCGCGUGGCUGAGCAACGGAGGCAACAUGGAGCGCGUCCGCUUGCCGCUGGCGCUGUCGCUCUCGUUGCUGCUCACGCUGCUGACGCAGAACGAAUCGGUGGUGCUGAACCGCGUGGAGUUCGCGUCUCUGCUGCAGUAUUUGGUAGAAAUCGAAGCGGGCUGCGAUGUAGCUGCUGCCCGCGCUGGCGUCGCUGCUGAAGGAGAAAACGGACGAUUUGGAGACUUGGAUCGCGGUGCUGAGGCUGACGAAGGUCGUGAUGCUGAAGUAUUUCGAGGUGCUGCCGGCCGUGGACUCCGCGCUGAGCGCGCUGAGCGACGUGCUGAAGCAAGUGGCGAAGAAGAAGCAGAAGAGUUGUAG
Blastocystis hominis is the source of this 1041-nucleotide messenger RNA. RefSeq lists its product as hypothetical. The transcript has 5 exons. The record is from RefSeq and is a predicted model, not a curated record. NCBI's taxonomy places the organism in Eukaryota, Bigyra, Opalinata, Blastocystidae. Bases 1 to 1041 code for a protein of 346 amino acids.